AUGGGGUACGCCGGCAACGCCGAGCCCAGCUACAUCAUCCCGUCCACGAUCGCCGUGGGCGGCAACGACUCGAGCACCGUGCGCAGCCGCCAGGGCAUCGACGACCUGGACUUCUACAUCGGCAACGAGGCGCUGGACCACGCGUCCACGCACCAGGUGAACUACCCCAUCGCCCAGGGCAUCAUCCAGAACUGGGACAACAUGGAGAAGCUCUGGCAGCGCUGCCUCUUCCAGCACAUGCGCUGCGAGCCCGAGGAGCACUACAUGCUGCUCACGGAGCCGCCGCUCAACCCGCCCGAGAACCGCGAGGCCACGGCCGAGAUCAUGUUCGAGACCUUCAACGUCCCCGGCCUCUACAUCGCCGUACAGGCCGUGCUGGCGCUGUACGCGUCCUGGCCCAAGAUCAAGGACCCGUCGCAGCGCUCGCUCACGGGCACGGUCAUUGACUCGGGCGACGGCGUCACGCACGUCAUUCCCGUGGCGGACGGCUACGUUAUCGGAAGCUGCAUCCGCCACAUCCCCCUGGCUGGCCGCGACGUCACGCACUUUGUCCAGAAGAUGCUGCGCGACCGCGGAGAGGCCGUGCCCCCCGAGGAAUCGCUGGAGGUGGCCAAGCGCAUCAAGGAGUCGCACAGCUACGUGUGCUCGGACCUGGUCAAGGAGUUCAAGAAGUACGACGCCAACCCGAGCAAGUACUUCCUCAAGUACUCGGACCUGCACCCGCGCACCAAGCAGCCGUGGGAGAUCGACGUGGGCUACGAGCGCUUCCUGGCGCCCGAGAUCUUCUUCAACCCGGAAAUCUUCUCGACGGACUUCACGACGCCGCUGCCGAACGUCGUGGACGAGGCUAUUCUCAAGUGUCCGAUUGACACGCGCCGUGGACUGUACAAGAACAUCGUGCUGUCCGGAGGUAGCACCAUGUUCAAGGACUUUGGCCGUCGUCUCCAGCGCGACAUUAAGCGUCUCGCCGACGAGCGGCAGGAGGCGAAUUUGGCCCUGCACUCCAAGUACCAGAAGGUUAACGCCGAGGCGCUCGAGGUGAACGUGUUGUCGCACCGCAUGCAGCGCUUCGCCGUGUGGUUCGGCGGCAGUAUGGUGGCCUCCACGCCCAACUUCCACAGCGUUUGCCACACGAAGGCUCAGUACGACGAGGAAGGCCCGCGCAUCGCGCGUCACAACCCGGUGUUCAACGCUACGAUGUAA
Messenger RNA from Phytophthora sojae, 1203 nucleotides. RefSeq lists its product as hypothetical. Gene Ontology annotation, biological process: Arp2/3 complex-mediated actin nucleation. Bases 1 to 1203 code for a protein of 400 amino acids. Gene Ontology annotation, cellular component: Arp2/3 protein complex; actin cortical patch. The transcript has a single exon. Gene Ontology annotation, molecular function: actin filament binding. The record is from RefSeq and is a predicted model, not a curated record. NCBI's taxonomy places the organism in Eukaryota, Oomycota, Peronosporomycetes, Peronosporales, Peronosporaceae.